Molecule: messenger RNA, 267 nt
Organism: Echinostoma caproni
Lineage: Eukaryota; Metazoa; Platyhelminthes; Trematoda; Plagiorchiida; Echinostomatidae
Source: the annotation of a GenBank genome assembly
AUGGUAACUAAUGUAAGUUCUUUGCAAUCUGUACAGGGAGAUCGAGACUCCACGGCCAGCAAUGAAGGUGCGAACGUGGAGGAUAUGCUUCUCAGCAUGCUGGAUGAGCGUGAUCGAUUAAUGGAAGGUUUGCGGGAAGCACAAGAGCAGUUGAGUUUGACACGAGCACGUCUGACCGAAACAGAACGGGAACGCGAUAAACUGCAAAAUCAGCUUGCUUCCGCUAUGCCACCGGUAAGUUUAUUAUUAAACAUUCCACGGGCUUGA